AUGACCUCGCUCAACCUUUCCAUCAACGGGCCCUCCAUCCGGAGCAGCUACGACUCUGUCAUCAAGGCACCCAAUUCGACCUCCAGCUCCCCCACCGACGUUCGCUGGGCCCUCUUUUCCGUCCAGGCACCCCUCGCCAAUGCCUUCCAGGACUCGGGCAACAAGGAGAGCGUCCUCAAGGUCGACGGCACCGGGUCCGGUGAGCUCGACGAGCUCAUUGAGGACUUCAGCGAAGGCCGCAUCCAGUUUGCCUUUGUCCGCGUCAAGGAUCCCAACUCCGGCCUGCCCAAGAAUGUUCUCAUUGCCUGGUGCGGUGGCGGCGUCCCCGAGCGCACAAAGGGCUAUUUCACGAGCCACCUCGCUGCCGUGUCCAAGGUCCUCCACGGCUACCACGUCCAGAUCACCGCCCGCUCCCAAGACGACCUCGAGAUCGACAGCAUCAUGAAGAAGGUUUCCGACGCCUCCGGGGCCAAAUACUCGGCCGGCAGUUCCGGCGAUGCCGGGCCCCGCGCCGCACCGCCCCCGCUGGCCAAGAAGCCCGUGUUUGGCCCGACCAGCAGCUCGUCCGCAGCUCAUGCGCCGCUCGUUGCCGCCCGCAAUCGGCGGCAGGAAAACGUCGACGCCGACGGCUGGGGUGACGACGCCCCGCCCGUCACCCGCACCCAGAUCGAGAAGGUCGAGUCCGCAUACAAGCCUGUCAAGGUCAACAUGGCGGAGCUCACCAAGCAGAGCCAGCCCCAGCCCCCUCGGGCUAGUGGUGGUGGUGGUGCUGCUGCAAGCCACAGCAACGACAAUCCUGACGUCAUUGGCGGCGGGUACAAGCCCGUCGGCAAGGUUGACAUUGCUGCCAUCCGCGCCGCCGCAAAAGAAUCCCGCGACGACCGCCCGACCAUUGUGAAAGGCGCCUACGAGCCUGUUGGUAAGGUGGACAUUGCUGCCAUUCGUGCCAAGGCCCAGCGCCCGACCGACGACGACAGCAGCGCCCGCCCCUCGCCCCCUCCUCCCUCUGCGCCGGCCGACGACGAACCGGAGCCACCCAAGAGCCUCGCCGCCCGCACCGCAAUGCUCACGCCGUCCGAAUCCGACCGCCUGACCUCCCUCCCUAAGCCCAAGAUAGCCAACAGCCGCACAUUCGCCGACCAGGGCGGUAAAACGCCCGCACAGAUCUGGGCGGAGAAGAAGGCCCAAGGAGGUUCCGGUGCUGCGAACCUAGCACCGUCCGGUGUCACGUCCCCGCCUCAGGUGGUGUCGCCUCUCGGCGCACAGAAGAGCGGUGGCGAGUGGAAGAGCGGGUACAAGGGCAAAAGCUGGGGCGCUGUGCAGACGACCAACUUUGGCCGUGGGGGUGCCGUCACCGAGCAGCGCACUGGUGGGUCGGUGGACGCCAAGUCCCAGGACGAGCCGCCCAGCUCGCCUGGCGGUGGCGUCUCGGCGCUGCGAGACCGCUUCAAGGGUGCCCAGCCCAUGGGCCAGCCGGCUCCCUCGGCCCCCGCCAUUCCUACGCACACUGGCGACAACAGCCGUGGCUUCGACAACAACAACGAUGAUGACGACGACUCGGCCCCGCCCCCGCCUAUUCCCUCUGCCUCCCGCCCUCCAGGUGCCUUCCAGCUGCCUGGCUUGCCAUCACGGCCACCGCCGCCGACGGACGAAGAAGAGGAGGAAGAGGAGUCCCACGAGCGUGAGCAGUCACCUGUCCGCCUGGCCGUCCCUGUUGCUCGUGCGCAGGAACGGGAGCCAGAGCCAGAGCCCGAGCCCGAGCAAGAAGAGGAGCCUGCGCCGCCCGUCCCCGUCGCACCACGGCCGGUUCCCCCUCCGGUGCACGAUGAGCCCGAACCUGAACCGGCUGCUGCCCAUGCUGGCGGUUCCGGCGGCAGUGGCCAGCGUGCGCUGGUCCAGUACGACUACGAAAAGGCCGAGGACAACGAGAUUGAGCUGGUCGAGGGCCAGUACGUCACCAACAUUGAACAGGUCGACGAGGAUUGGUGGAUGGGCACCAACGAGCACGGCGAGACUGGUCUGUUCCCUAGCAACUACGUCGAGCUCGUGGACGACGACGCGGCUCCUGCCCAUCGCGACCCCACACCUGCAACGGCGACGCACGUCCCACCGCCGCCACCAGCCGAGGAGCCGGAGCACGAGGAGACGGGCGGCAAGAACCUGCCGUGGGCCUAUGCCCAGUACGACUACGAGGCUGGCGAAGACAAUGAGCUGAGCUUCCCUGAAGGCGCCAAGGUGACGGACAUUGAGUUCCCCGACGACGACUGGUGGUUCGGCCACUACCAGGGCCAGUCGGGUCUCUUCCCGUCCAACUAUGUCGAGCUGCAGCAGCACUAG
Molecule: messenger RNA, 2337 nt
Organism: Sporothrix brasiliensis 5110
Lineage: Eukaryota; Fungi; Ascomycota; Sordariomycetes; Ophiostomatales; Ophiostomataceae
Product: Variant SH3 domain containing protein
Exons: 3
Coding region: 1-2337 (778 amino acids)
Biological process (GO): regulation of actin filament polymerization
Cellular component (GO): actin filament; cortical actin cytoskeleton; site of polarized growth
Molecular function (GO): actin filament binding
Source: RefSeq, a predicted model, not a curated record